Messenger RNA from Entamoeba invadens IP1, 5427 nucleotides. RefSeq lists its product as hypothetical. The coding region runs from base 1 to 5427 and encodes 1808 amino acids. The transcript has a single exon. NCBI's taxonomy places the organism in Eukaryota, Evosea, Mastigamoebida, Endamoebidae. The record is from RefSeq and is a predicted model, not a curated record.
AUGCUUGUAUUAGCUUUGCUUUUAGCAACUGGACUUACACGACCAAGUGAGUGUAACACCUACAUUACACUUACACAGUCAUCAAGUCCAACCCUUUUUCAUAACAUGAGUGUAAAUUGUUAUUUGGUUAUACCAAGUGGUGUGACACUGUCUGUGACUGAUAUUUAUGGUACUGGAAAGGUUAUAAUAGUCAGUGGAGGUGCGCUAGUAGCAGAGAGUUUUACUUCUGGCUUUAUAGAGAACUCGGGGACUUUAACAAUAAGUCGAGCAACAGAAAAUUCCAAGUUACAGAAUAACAUUGGUGCCACAUGUACUUUACAAUUCUCAGCAACAACAACUUCAGUUGGGUUUCUCAGCAACAAUGGAAAUUUGGUGUUUUCUGAAACACAGAUGAAAACGGAUGGUGAAGACUUACUUAUCACUUUUAAUCAAUUGUAUACUACAGCCAGUUUUAUUGUCACUCCAAGGUAUCAACUCAUAUGUAACACUUUGGGUACAAUGGAUGCUACCACUGCGUUGUCCAUCACUUCAAAUAAAUACAAAAUUCAAGUUGUACAAGUCGACUCAAAUUUGAUAUUUUACCAGUUCUUUAAUAUGAUAUACUUCCAAACAACUUCGACUCUAGAAAAUACUGUAAAGUGCACAGCAACAAAUUCAAUGCCAAUGUCAACUUUGGCUUCAAGUCAUGAGAAUGGGUACAUUGUUUGCCCUUGCCACUUACUUGGAGUUACUUGUUCUUUAAAUUAUGGAUCAUUUAAUACCACAAUAACAGCAAAUACCAACGUCAAAAUUGGUGAGAUCUCUGGAAAUGAAGUCACUAUCAAAGGAACAGAAGCUUCAACAAGAAUUUAUAUUGGAACAUUGAAAGCAAACACUACACAUUUGCAAAGCGCUACAUUUACUAUAACAACCGCAAGUGGAAGUAUCGACACAAAUAAGGGAGACGUCUCAAUCGCGGCAUUUUCUGGCUUAUCACUAAGAGGGGAAAACACAAAACUUGUAGUCUCGUCUACGACCACCCCAACAUACACUAUCAGUGGCGGUUCACUCAUGUUACUCGCGUCUUCUGGUAAACCAACAAUCACAACAACCGGAACAAUUGUUAAAUCAACUGUCACUUUUGGUGCUAUUUCUUUCAGUGCGACUGUCAACUUGGACCAAAAUGGAGAACUCGACUUAACAAGAAUUACUGGCGUGUCAACUGGUGAUGGUGCACCAUCAAUAAAAGGAGUUUCAGGAGCAGUGGUAUACCCACCAUAUUACCAAGAUCCAUUGAAAGUACUUGGACUUUUAAAGAAUGAAUGGAAAUCGUCAUGCGAUAAAAUGAAAUUAACAUUUGACACUUCACCAACACCUCCAACCUGUUCUCUUUGUGAAGUUGAAGAUCCUUUUAAUAUAGACCAUUUUGGUUGCACAGCUUAUAAGACAAGUGGUACAAAUACGCUCACAAUUGAUGACAAUAAUUCUGGAUUAUUUACUAAUAAAAAACUAAUAGUGUAUCGAGAUGGAAUCACUGUAUCAAAAGAUGUCGUCUUUUCCGAACUGAGUUUGUCAAAUAGAAAUAACAUCUUGAUACAAUGUACAACCGAAGGAAGCCAACCAAUCGUGAAACCAAAAGUACUCACAGACUACAAGUCACUGACUUUGAAAAAUGUUGUUCUUGACUUGACCGGUGUUACUGCUAAUAUAGCAUUGGCGUCGCUCACUCUUGUGAACUCAGUUGUGAAAAAUCCAACUCUUGAAACAAACAAUGUGGUAAACAUUGGGACCUUAUCGAUGGACUCUAAAAGUAAGGUAGAGGUGCCAACCGGAUAUAAACUUGUUGUUGAGACAGCAAACUUCGAUAUGUCUACACUCGAAGGUGAUAACAAUGGUCCACUGAUCAACACGGAUUCAUUUGCAUCGUUUGUAGUUAAUGGAAUCGUUUCUGUUCAAGACCCUCCAACAGCAACACAUUAUAUGGUCAUUGCAAUAAGCACAUCAGCACAAGUGUAUCAAGGCUCUCUGCCAACACAAAUCAAAAACAAGUGCUCACAAAGAGCACUAGUGUAUAACUCAGACGUUCAGUCAUUCAAUUGUUCGUCUCUUACACAAUUGGAAACAAAGACAUGCACUGUCAACUCAACUUAUUUGAAGGACUCUGUAGAUCUUGAUAAAGACGUGUAUUUGUCCAACCCCGAUAAGGCUUGCCCGUGUUAUAAUGACAUUUCUGGGAAGGGUGGGGACUGUCUCAUCCACCUUGAAACUACCUCUGCCACCCCAGUCACAGUUAUGGCAACAAAAGAUGAACACAGAUUUACAAAAAUGGAACUUACUGGAAACUUCACUUUGAACCUCAAAGUGCUUGUCAUCUACUCGACACUUACGUUGAAUGGUGGGGUUGUGACAAUAAAUUCAGAGUCAAACACGAAAAUUGCUGCUAUUGAAAUUACAAAAACAACAACACUUGUGCUCAACACCCCAUCAACAAUUGGAAAAAUCACUGUGAAAGACGGCGUCGAAUUCACUCUGAAAUGCAACUAUGACACUUUCAUCGAGGCUUCAAAUGUUGGAGCUUUUGGGCUUUAUGUUGGUAAAACGUUGUCGAUCAGAGGUGCAGAUUCUAUUGUUACAAUCAAUUUGCUUGAUGUCAAAAUGACUGCGACUCAAAUGAGUAAAGUUUAUAUCUUUGGAGGCGCCAAGUUGAACUUCAGCGAAGCAACAGUCAAACUUGAAAAGAGUAAGGACUUCAAAGACACUUCUGUGAUUGAAGCUGAUAAUGUCAAUUCAAUCACUUUUGUAAAUACAAACAAUAAAGAUCCAGUCAAAACAGAGAUGUCUGGUGAGGCUGCAGCUCAAGUGUGCACCCCAUUUGUUCUGUUCUCUACCGCAUCACAAACUGAAGAAAAGUUCAGAACUGCCAACUCAGACUUAGGAUGUGGUGGGUCGAUGUGGAUCAUCUGCCCAACAGGAGUCAAAAGAUCAAAUUACGUUUGUAAAGGAAGUACAGAAUGCGUCUUUGCUGAUCCCAUCAACAAAGAAACCAUUCAAAUCAAUGCUUUUGAGAGUAAUUCCUAUGUCAAUACAAGAGACUGCCCAUGCUCUAAAUCAACGGGUUCAGUCUUCACGUCUGGGUGCAACACUAAAAUACCAGGCACACUUUCGGGAAUGACAAUAACAAACAUCACCGGCAACUUCAAACAACUCAAGGCAGAGGCAAGUGUCAACUUGGGGUUCAGAACAGUCAUCGUGGAAGAACUUAUGUUAAGAGGAAAAGUAGUCAUAUUUUCAGAUGAGAAAAUUGAUAACGACACAUUCACAGACGACACCACAUACAGUGGAGUUGGGUCUUUAACUGCUACUGUGUUGAACAUCUACACCAAACAACCAACUAAAUUGACUUUCAAUGUGCCAACAUCCAUUUUGGGAACAAAGUCGAGUGAGACAGCUUCGUUGUUGAUACUCUUUACUAAGACUUCUUACAUCGGACUUGGUAAUGUUAAGAAAGAUAAAGAAGAAAAUGGAAAUGUCUAUACAUACCUUGGAAAUUCAACAUCAGUUGCUAUCACCGCAGAACAAAAGUCAGAAGACAAAGAAGUUAAAUUCACUUUGGAACUUGCUCCCGAAGUUGCGAACUCUGAUAUCUCACUGAGUGGUAACGUGCCAUUUAUCAUUGACAGCGACUUCAUUGCAAGAUCUGUUGUUGUGAGCAGAGGAAGUAACAAUGACACUAUAAAUGCACUUCCAUUCAUACAACUCAAAGAAAGCAGAUACUUCUCAGUUGAGUCGUUGUCUGUUAUUCCAUUGGAGCUCACAUCGUAUGUAGUGACGUACGCGUCUGACAUAUAUCACGUGAGUAUUGCAAAUGAGGAUAAGAUGUCGCAGUCACUGAAGACAGACAUAGACCACUCGAUGUUGCUGUACAAAACAAGUGCAGACGAUGAGACAAGACCACCAAUUCUAUGUGAGUUGACUGUGCCUGUACCAGAAGAGCCAGACACUCCAGACGUAACACCAACUGCUUUUGUCAAGAUGGAAGGCGAAGACAACACAACAACACUUGUGUCUGUUGUGCAGUACAACGAGACUGCAGCAGACAACGCAAAGAUAUACAACAGAAGUGGAUGUCCAUGCAAUGGAAGAUACUGCGUGACUACAAUAACAGCAGAAUACACAGCACUCAUCAACGCAACAUCAAUUGGAUCUAACCAAAUAAACCAAUUCAUUGUUCAAAACACAAAAGCAGUUGAAGUUGCAAGUGACAUUCUGAACACAAAGGUGAUGACAGUCAAUGGGGAUGCACCAGUCGUCUUCUCGAUCGACACGUUGACAGUUGGUAAAACAUUUGAAUUCAACGCGGACACCGUCAACAUGACAUUCAACAACACAAAGAAGAUGAGCAUUGCACCAUUCACAAUCAACCAACCACAAAACUCAGACAAAUCAAUCCAUGUAGCACUGUACUCACGCAGUUCGUCACUCUCUAACAACUUUGAAUUCUCAAAGGUUGAUGUGUUUGAUGACUUGGUUGUGGAAGAUGCAGCAGACAACGAGCGAAUGGCACUGUUUGUGACAUCGUCUGCAUCAACAAACAUCACCAACUUGGAGGUGAGCAACGCACGACUUUAUCUCCAACAGGGAAAAUUCAACAUUCUCGACAACGAAGUUGUCUUGCUCAUCAAAAAGCCAGAGGCAUUCCCACUGAUGUUUUCAACUGGUGCUUCAGUCAGUUGGCCAGAAGGCACAAUCAAGAUCGUUGUCGACCCAUCACUCCCCAAAGACGUGCCAAUCUUCAUCAUGAGAGUUGGUCUUGGAAAGAACUUCACAGCUGAAAACGGUGUGAAAUUCAGUGUUGUAGAAGGAACAAAAGCAGCACAUUUGAAGAGCGCGUCAUUCUCGUCAUACACCAUCAAACAAAUCUGUUCGAUUUAUGUUGCACUUGUGCCAAGCGAUUUUGUCGAAGCAGGAUAUGAGUGCCCAACAGAUCCAACUGAUGCAAGUGAGCAAAACAACCUUGAACCAAUUGUCAAAAAGGAUGUGCCAACAUGGGUCAUUGUCAUCUUGAUCAUCAUCGGUAUCUUCAUUGUCAUCAUUUUGAUCUUGUUUGUCGUCUUUGUUAUUGUUGCAAGAAAGAUCUUGUUGAAAAGAAAAGCGCCAAAAGUGUUCAACGACGAAGAUAAUAUGUUCUUUAAAACAGAACCUUCUGAGGAUACAAAAGAAACAACAAAGGAAGAAACUAAAGAUGACUCGUCGCUUGAAGAAUCGUCGUCAUCUAUGUCAUCGUCGUCAUCGUCCAAAUCCGACUCUAAUUCCGAGAGUGAAUCGGACAGUAAUUCGGAUAUAAAGUCUGAGAGUAAGACAAGUAACAAAUCCGAUGUACAACAAAAGAACAAUGUAAGUAAUAAAUCAACAUCGAAAUCAGACACCUCUGACGAUGAGUCCAAUUAA